Suillus subaureus is the source of this 603-nucleotide messenger RNA. RefSeq lists its product as uncharacterized. The coding region runs from base 257 to 466 and encodes 69 amino acids. NCBI's taxonomy places the organism in Eukaryota, Fungi, Basidiomycota, Agaricomycetes, Boletales, Suillaceae. The record is from RefSeq and is a predicted model, not a curated record. The transcript is spliced from 4 exons.
UAAGCGGCAAUUCAUAUCGGGCCUAUCAUCGUAUGAGUCCGACUUUCCCUGUCACUGGCAAACGUUGUUUCAGGUCCAAGAGUUUCCAAUCGAGUUCAACUUCUCGUGUCGUUUGCUCCCCUUCCUACGUGAACAAGGAAGCCCAACUUCGAACAUUCUACUGCGGAUACCUCAGAGCUACGAUAGGCAAGAGUUGUGACUUCUUUGAUUUUGGGUUCAAUUAAGAGAUCGUAUUUCUGUCAAGGCGCUCAGCUGGAUGUUGGUCCGUGACAUGGCUCACAUGGCGGCACACUCAGCAAUCCAGACCAGUAUAAAACACAGAUUGAUGCUCAACUCGUCAGCGUAUGACCCACAUGUUAUGUUGCGCUGUGUGUGGAGCUGGAGACUAUCAACACAUGUCACAUUUACUCAUGGAUGGAUGUCAUUGGGAGUCUCAGACAUCGACAACUUGAACUCACUCGUUUGAGUUCCAGGCAUCUUUCUCAUUCCUACUUCCUGUGAAACCCUCAUCGGCAUAUUUUCGUUCGGAAAAGUUAAGAAUUCACAUGUUGUACCCAGACGUCGAGCGGUGACAGUGAGUAGCGGCUUGGGGCAGACGUACCU